AUGGCGGAGCCACCAGCAGCAGCCACGACGGAAGUCCCAGCCAAGACCGAGACCACAGCACCAGCACCGGCAGCAGCAGAAGCAACACCGGCAGCACCAGCACCAGCAAAGUCCGCAGCCCCGGCCAAAAAGUCGUACUCGACCGACCCGGCCCUGUACAUAUACACGUCCCUCACGGCCGGCUCCUCGCACAUUGUCACGGCCACGUCGCGGCUCGAGACCAUUCUCAAGGCCAACCGCGUGCCCUUCAAGGCCCUCGACAUUGCCGUUGAUGAAAAGGCCCGUAUGCUAUGGGGCCGACGCGCCGGCAAGGAUGAGAGCGGCCGGGUGAGGAAGUUGCCUGGUCUAGUGCAAAUGGGUAUGGUGCUGGGUGACCUUUUUGAAAUUGAGGAAUGGAACGAGUACGGCGAGCUCAAGCAACACGUCAAGAUUUACUACGACGAAUUCACAAUACCGGCCAAGGGCGCCAAGCAAGUCCCAAACAAGCUGAAGAAGCCCGUCUAUGGCAACUCGGUAGCGCCUAGCAAGGUGGCACCGGCCGGCGGCGUCGCAACAGCAGCAACGUCGUCGGGUCCGCCCAAGGCCAUACCCGCUGCGCCGCCCCUGCCAGAGAAGAAGGCGGGCGGCGCCCCGGCCAACACGGCCGGAGCCAACAAGGCAGCCGGCGCCGCGACCCCCGCUGCGCCCACCAUGAGUAUCGCCGAGCAGGCAGCACAGAAGGCCGAGCAAAAGGCGCAAAAGGCCAAGCAGGCCCGUUUGGAAAGUCUUAGAGCGAAGGUCCACGGGGCAAAGGAGGCUAGAGAGAAGGAGGCUGCCGCCGCUGCCGCUGCCGCCAAGGACGGCACGGGCGAGGAUGCCUUGACCGUUUCGACAUCGCCGAGCGCAGAAGCACCAGCGGGUGCGGCAGCCCUGCAGUCGCCAACCUCGGGUGCCUGGAAAUCGUCAGGGGCUCCGCAAGAGGACAGUCUCCGGAACGUGCUGCAAUCCCCUACGUCGGGAACUUGGAAAGCCGGCGACACUAUCGUGGAUCUCCCGGUCCGGGAGCAUCGUGGAUCGUCCAUUGUUGAGGCCUCAAAAGAAGAGAUUGCCGCUAUUGAAAAGGCCGGGGCCAUUCCAGAAGCUGCAGUGGAGUCGUCGGGCGAAGAGGACGAGACGAAGAAAUAA
Messenger RNA from Pestalotiopsis fici W106-1, 1164 nucleotides. RefSeq lists its product as uncharacterized. NCBI's taxonomy places the organism in Eukaryota, Fungi, Ascomycota, Sordariomycetes, Amphisphaeriales, Sporocadaceae. The transcript has 2 exons. The coding region runs from base 1 to 1164 and encodes 387 amino acids. The record is from RefSeq and is a predicted model, not a curated record. Gene Ontology annotation, cellular component: cytoplasm.